Vicia villosa (hairy vetch) is the source of this 1484-nucleotide messenger RNA. Its product is annotated as F-box protein SKIP23-like. Gene Ontology annotation, molecular function: protein binding. The transcript is spliced from 2 exons. Bases 216 to 1292 code for a protein of 358 amino acids. NCBI's taxonomy places the organism in Eukaryota, Viridiplantae, Streptophyta, Magnoliopsida, Fabales, Fabaceae. The record is from RefSeq and is a predicted model, not a curated record.
UAGAAACACAUUUCUCUGGGUUCAACUUCCAUGGCAGAUCAUUAAUGAGGUACAGCUGAGAAAGCAAACUACUUUCUCUUAUUCACCAUUUCACACUUUACUAUCUAUCCUUUUAUUCAUUUUAACUCUUUUUUCUAACCCUAACUUACUAUUCCUCCAACCAUAACCCUAACCCUAAUUCCCUUUUUGCACCUUCAUAUUCUCUCGGUUCACCCAUGGCGGAUUGGUCUCAGCUUCCAAAAGAUCUUCUGCAAUUAAUAUCCCAAAAACUCAACAAUCAUUUCUACAUUCUUCGUUUUCGUUCUGUCUGUUCCACAUGGCGACUUUCCAUACCUAAACCUCACAACCAUUUCCCGUUGAAACUCCCGCACUUUUCCCGUCGCAACAAACUAUACAAUCACAUCAUAUUUCUCAUCAAACCACCCGCAACACCAAACCAACAAUCUCUCUACCGCCCUUGGUUGGUCAGAAUUAGUCCAACUUCAUCCGGAAAAUUUAACCUAUGGCACCCCCUUGGAGUACAUUAUAUUACACAAUUACCUUCUGAUCUGCGCGUGCUCGACUUCAACCAACUCUCUGUCUUUAAUAUCGAAGAGAUUUAUAUUCGCGGAGAGUCAUAUCCAAAUUCAUCUACCACUAGAUUUUAUCAUUAUGAUCGCUCUCUUGCAACGUUUCAGAGGGAACAGAUUCUGGAUAUUGUCACAAGCCAUAGAAACUCCAAGGAGAUGGUGAUGUUCCGUUGCGGAGGCAAUGGUUUGACUAAGAUCCCCAAUGUGUCAAGCUUCUACCAAGGCAUGUGCAUUUUUAAAGGUCGGCCUUGUGUAACAUACCAAAAUGGUCGGACUGUGAUGAUUGGAUCAGAUUUGAGCGUUGAUUUGGUGGCUGAGCCUGUGUUUGGUGACGAACUCAAUGGUGACAUUUACAUAAUGGUGGAAAAUGAGUCUGAGUUGUUGCUUGUUCACAACUAUGAAGAAGAUUAUGAUAGUGAUGAUGAUUAUGAUGAAUAUGAGCCUAUUGAUGUGUUUAGGCUUGACCAGAAAGAGAAAAAGUGGCUGAAGUUGGAAAAUUUAGGGGAUACGGUUUUGUUUUUGGGACAAGGCUAUUCGUUUGCUAUAUCCGCGUCGGAUUUGGGUUUGGACAAUGGGAAUUUUGUGAUUUAUUGUAACUAUAAUCAUAACGAAAUCAGGGUUUUUCCCUUGGAUCAACACCGGACUUUUCUUUUGUCCGAUUAUCCAGAUUAUUUCAAGUUGUUCUGGCCACCUCCGGAGUGGAUCGCCAGUAGGUGUAUGUAACAAAGUAAGGUUUUGAAGAGUUUAAUCAAUCUUUAGGUUGCUUUGGUCUCUGAUAAGAAUCAUGUAAUCGUGUUGUAGCAUAUGGAAAAGAAUUGUGCAUCUAUGGUUCAAUCAAGUUACUCAUAAGUAAACAUAGAGUGACUAUUGUGAAUAUUCUUAUCAGCACAAAUUAUGAACUUGGUAUCUGUAUUA